AUGGAACAGUGGGACGCCCUGCAUGCCAUGCUCCUCUACGAGAUCCUCGAGAUGGGCGUGGCGCCCGUCGACGAGUCCGAGAGUUGGAAACGGAAGCGUCGCACCAAGGGGCUCAAGUCGCCCUUCCUCUCCAAAAUGACCCAGUGUUUCUCGCGGUCCUACCUCGAGUCGCACGAUGCCGCCCUCCUGCCCGCCCCCGACGCCCACGGCUCCUGGGUCAAAUGGGCCGUCACCGAGACCGCGCGCCGCACCAUCUUCCUCGCCAACAUCGUCAACUUCUUCAGCAACCGCGAUUUCGAGUCCGGCCGCCAGUCGCCCUACUACGAGCCCCUCAACGACGAGCUCAUCAUGAAGAUGCCGCUGCCCUGCAACCAGGCGCUGUGGAGCGCCCGCACCGAAGACGAGUGGCGCAAGGCCUCGCAGAUGGCCACGCCCACGUCUCCCGCGGGCUCCCCGGGCACCACCGACCCUUUUUCUACCUUUGCUGCUGCUGCUGGUGCUGGUGCUGGUGGUCCGCACAUCCCCGUCGGCGAGCAGCUCCCGAAUACCCAUCAGCAGCCCUCGCUCAAGGUGCUUUUCUCCAAGUUCGCCAAGGACUAUCUCCGGGCGAACUUCGCGACGAAUGCGGGGUUUGCCGACUCCAAUGAACUUCGCUCGUUCAUCAUUCUCUGUGCGCUGGAGCAGUUUUCGUGA
Aspergillus thermomutatus is the source of this 693-nucleotide messenger RNA. RefSeq lists its product as uncharacterized. Lineage: Eukaryota; Fungi; Ascomycota; Eurotiomycetes; Eurotiales; Aspergillaceae. The transcript has a single exon. The coding region runs from base 1 to 693 and encodes 230 amino acids. The record is from RefSeq and is a predicted model, not a curated record.